UUAUUUUUAUGAUUAAAAUUCGAAUUUUGCCAACUAUUUCACAUCAUCUUUACUCUCCCCGCUUUUGCUUGGCGUAGGUUUUAAGUUGCUCCAAUCAUUGACUUUUUCUUUACUCUGAUGUUUCUCUUUCUUUCUUCACCUGCAAAUUCUUCAGCAAAAGAAGUUGGGAUUCAUGAUGAAUCUUUACUCUUGUUUGAUGUUGUUAUCAGCAGGUGUUGGGUAUAAAUGGAAUGUGGGAACACACCAAUCUCUCUUGUAAUCUUGUGAUUAUGCCCACCAUUGAACUGGGUUCUUUUGAUCAUCCGCGGAUGCAUCAGAUUCCAUGGUGGUUUCAGCCAAUUCUGUGAGUUUUUGAAGAAUUGCCAGCUAUGAGUUAUGUCUUCAUUGAACAUAAUUCUUCCCCAGUUUACAGAAACAUAAAUUGCCUUCUGUUCCAAGAACAUUUGCCAAUUGAGCGAUUCAAGAAUUGGGUAUUUUCUUUACUUCCAUUUGACUAUAAACUUGCAUCUUUAAUCAAUCUUGAACACAAGAAUUGACUGUUUGACAAAUUUUCUGAAAAAGGUUCUUUCUGUAAUGGUGAUUCAAGAAUUGGGUAUUUUCUUUACUUUCAUUUGACUAUAAACCUGUCAUCUUCAACCAAUUUAAUGAUUCAAGAAUUGGGUAUUUUCUUACUUUCAUUUGGCUAUAAACUUGUCAUCUUCAACCAAUUGGGUGAUUCAAGAAUUGGGUAUUUUCUUUACAUCCAUUUGACCAAAAAGUUGCCAUCUUCAGUCCAUCUUGAAAACAAGAGUGAUUGUUUUCACAGUUUUUUAGAAAAGGGUUCUAGUUUGUUUAUGCAUCUUAUAACAUAUGUUUGUCGUGUGGUGUGGCAUACAGAAAAAGGAUUCAAAAGCACAAUUCUACACAACAGUUUGUGUUAUGGGUUGGCUAACCAAGAUUCUUAGAGGGUUUAGCUCCAGCAAUAAAAACUCAGGAAAGUACCAUGGGAGGUAUGAAAAUGAAGGCAUCUGGGUGGAUCCCCCAACUACAGUGGACACAUUGUCAGACUUUGAUAGUGAAGAAAUUGAUCGAGCUAUUGCACUUUCACUUUUAGAAGAAGACACAAAAAGUACCAUUUCUGAUGCAGAAGAAGAUGAAGAUGCCGAUGCAGAAAAAGAUGAAGAUGCAGAUGCAGAAAAAGAUGAAGAUGAAGAUACAGAUGCAGAAAAAGAUGAAGAUACAGAUGCAGAUGAAGAUGAAGAUAGAGAUGAAGAUGAAGACGGUUCAAUUUCGUCGGAAGAAGAAGAGAAAAAACCUGCAGUUUCGCCUCAAGAAGAAGAUGAAACAGGAUCAAACUCCACUUCUGAAGAAGAAGAUGAUAAAGGAAAAAAAGUAAUUGAUCAUAAUUCUCAUAUAGAGGAAGAUGAACAGCUUGCCAAGGCUAUUCAAGAAAGUUUGAAUGUGGACUCACCACAGCGAAGUGAUUAUGAUAGCCAAUCGACACCUGUACCUUACUCCUAUGCCAGUGGAUACAGGAUAUGUGUUGGUUGCAGAGCAGAAAUCGGCCAUGGGAGAUUUCUGAGUUGCAUGGGAGGAGUUUGGCAUCCAGAAUGUUUCCGUUGUCAUGCCUGCAAUCGACCAAUAUCUGAUUAUGAGUUCUCCAUGACCGAAAACCGACCAUUCCACAAAUCAUGCUAUAAAGAACGCCAUCAUCCAAAAUGUGACGUUUGCAAAAACUUUAUUCCAACAAAUACAGCUGGUUUGAUCGAGUACAGAGCGCAUCCUUUCUGGCUACAAAAGUACUGCCCGUCACACGAGCAUGAUGGGACUCCAAGAUGUUGCAGUUGUGAACGAAUGGAGGCAAGAGACACGAAAUAUUUGUUACUAGAUGAUGGUCGGAAGCUAUGCUUGGAGUGCCUAGAUUCCGCAAUAAUGGAUACUCAUGAAUGCCAGCCACUGUACCUAGAAAUUCAAGAUUUUUACGAAGGAUUAAACAUGAAAAUCGAGCAACAAGUUCCCUUAUUGUUGGUUGAGAGACAAGCCCUAAAUGAGGCCAUGGAAGGAGAAAAAAACGGUCAUCAUCACAUGCCUGAAACUAGAGGACUUUGCCUAUCAGAAGAACAAACCAUCAGCACAAUAAUAAGGAGGCCGAGGGUGGGGGCAGGGCGGAUAAUGGACAUGUUUACGGAGCCGUAUAAGCUAGUUCGUCGAUGUGAAGUGACCGCUAUUCUGAUCUUGUAUAGUCUCCCUAGGUUACUGACUGGUUCAAUACUGGCUCAUGAGAUGAUGCAUGCAUGGCUCCGGCUUAAAGGAUACUCUAACCUUCCCCCUGAUGUUGAAGAAGGGAUCUGUCAAGUGCUGGCUCACAUGUGGUUGGAUUCUGAGAUCAUGGCUGGUUCUGGUAGCACGAACGUUGCGUCAUCUUCCUCAUCUGCAGCCGCUCCUACCUCAUCAAAGAAAGGGAAAAGGUCCGAUUUUGAGAAGCAACUUGGUGAGUUCUUCAAACACCAGAUCGAGUCAGAUACAUCUGCAGCAUAUGGAGAUGGGUUCAGAGAUGGCAACAAAUCCGUGCUCAAAUACGGUCUCAGAAGCACCCUCGACCAUAUUCGACUUACCGGAAGAUUCCCUUGCUAGUUUAAAGUGCAAAGAAUGUUCAUACAGUGGCAUUACAGAAUUGUUCAUAAACAUAAAUAUGUAUAGGGAAAAAAGAAAGAAUAUAUACAGAGAAAUUAUAUGGGUUGUUUUCUUCAAGACCUCAGUUAUGUUCUCUUUUUGUUGUUUUGGAAACCAGAUUGCUGUUGACUGCUUCCAUAAGUGUGAAGUGGUUGCUUAAUACAUGGCUACAACAGUUUCUU
Messenger RNA from Cynara cardunculus var. scolymus (artichoke), 2834 nucleotides. RefSeq names its product protein DA1-related 1-like. The transcript is spliced from 11 exons. The record is from RefSeq and is a predicted model, not a curated record. The coding region runs from base 850 to 2613 and encodes 587 amino acids. Lineage: Eukaryota; Viridiplantae; Streptophyta; Magnoliopsida; Asterales; Asteraceae. Gene Ontology annotation, molecular function: ubiquitin binding.